Messenger RNA from Malurus melanocephalus (red-backed fairy wren), 2639 nucleotides. It is a transcript of the gene CLMP, whose product is annotated as CXADR like membrane protein. The transcript is spliced from 6 exons. The record is from RefSeq and is a predicted model, not a curated record. Gene Ontology annotation, cellular component: membrane; cell surface; cytoplasmic microtubule. The annotation marks the transcript as partial. NCBI's taxonomy places the organism in Eukaryota, Metazoa, Chordata, Aves, Passeriformes, Maluridae.
CCAAGGAACACAGCGAGCAGAUGUCCCGGAGCACAUCCCGAGCGCUCGGAGCAUCCCCCGGGGAGCGCGGCCGCCUCCAGCCGCUGCUCCGAGUGCGAGGAGCGCAGCGGAGCUGUCUGCGAGGAGACGCUGCUCCUGUUUGUUUUGGCCUCAAAUGCUGUCAGGAAUCGCUCCCUGACCGCCGGUGUUUGGUUUUCAGCGUCCUGCUCCGUUUGGCUGUGCGAGGCUCAGACCGAGUUCAAGAGGGUGGCAGAGGAAAACGUCACCCUGCCCUGUCACCACCGCCUGGGGCUGCUGGAGCAGGGCAGCCUGGACAUCGAGUGGCUGCUGCACAUCUCUGAAACGGUGCAGAAAGCGGUGAUCACCUACUCAGGGGGCCGGGUUUAUGAUGACCUGAACGAGGAGCARAAGGGCCGAGUUUCCUUCACCUCCAAUUUCCUGGCUGGAGAUGCAUCCUUACAAAUCAUCUCCCUGCAGUCCAGCGACGCAGGGAAGUACAUCUGCAAGGUGAAAAAUGCUGGGCAGUACGAAUGGGCUCGCAUCACCCUCAAGGUUGUAGAGAAGCCCUCCAAGCCCAAGUGCUGGCUGGAAGGGGAGCUGCUGGAGGGGAAGGAGCUGUCCCUGCAGUGCCGCUCCGCCUCGGGCACUGCCCCCAUCUCCUACCGCUGGCAGCGCAUCAACGAGCAGGAGAGAGCCGAGCACCUCCCGCCCAACUCCCGAGUCAGUGAGUCGGGGCAUCCUUUACCAGGGGCAUCCCUUACCAGGGGCAUCCCUUACCAGGGGCAUCCCUUCCUCGGGGCAUCCCUUACCAGGGGUAUCCCUCUCCCCGGGCAGCUCACCAAUAAAUUUAUUUUCUGGACAAUAGAUGCGCAAAACAUCAGCAUGAUCGCGGGGGGAGUGUGCGGAGUGGUGGUGGGACUGUCCCUGCUUUUCCUGGUGGUGAGGCUGACCAUAMGGAGGAAAGAAAAGAAGAGAUACGAGGAAGAGGAGGCGCCGAAYGAAAUCAGGGAAGAUGCUGAGGCACCCAAAGCCCACCUGGUCAAGCCCAGCUCCUCCUCCUCCGGCUCACGGAGCUCCCGCUCGGGCUCUUCCUCCACCAGGUCCACAGCCAACAGUGCCUCCCGCAGCCAGCGGACUUUGUCCACCGAAGCCACUCCCCACCUCACCCCUCCCCAGUACAGCCACCGGCAGCUGGAGAGGAAAGAAACCGAGCCAAAGAGAGUCGACUACAACAACCUGAUGAAGAUGGGAGCGACGCCGGUGAUGGUGCCCRCCCAGAGCCGGGCGUUCCAAACCGUGUGACUGCCCACGGAGCGUCCCAAAAAAACCACUUCACACACCACCAGCCACAUAGGAAUCGUUAGGGUAGCUAGUUCUCUUCCUGGUCAGCUUAAUCGUAAUCACUUGGGAUUAUUCRCACCACGAGAAGCCCUCCCACUCAAUUCUUUCUGGACAUCUUCCAGCACUGAGGUUCUGAUGGGGAAUUUUCUUUUAUCGGAGAAAGRUAUGUUGGAGGGAAAAGGGAGCUUCUUUUUAAUUUUUCUCUUUUUUUUUGGUUGAAAAUGGAGCACUGAGCAUUUCAAAACUACCACAGCAAAGCGCUGUGCAAGUGAAAAGAAGCCAAACCUCAGGAUUUUUUAAAAGGGAUCAACAGAGACUUCAAGAGGCAUAAUAUUCCCGAGAGGUUUCGUGGGGAGGGAGAGGUCUCUUGGACUGGUUUUGGAGAAUUUUCUCCAAGAUGCAUUGUCUUAAGUGAAGAUUUUGAGGCAGAACUGCCAGGUGCUUCACAUUUUCUGCAUUCAGUGGAAUACCAGAGGCUGUAACUGAAGUGGAAAUGAAAGGAUUACUUUAAAAAAGGUCAAGAGAUGCAAUGUUGAGGCGCCUGAACUAAACUCUGUAUUCAAGAAAAAGGACCUUUUCUGUCAAGAAAACAGAGGUGCUUUAAUUGCCAGAAUAAACUUUAAAUGCACCCAGAGAAGGGCCAGGAGCCUGACUCUGCUUUCGUGGGCAGCACUGCCAAGGCACGGGAGCCCCACGGAGGGCUGGCCGUGCCAAAUGAGCCUUAGCGAGGGGAGAAGAGGGAACCUGAACCCCCUGAACCCAGCAGGGAGGCAGUGCCCACACGGGGAGGGCACCAAUGUACCAAAAAUCCUGGAUGGAGCGCUGGGAAGAGCCCUUGGUGGGGAAUUGGCCAGGUUUGGGGGGAGCUGUGCUGGAGAAGCCUUGUGGGAAGUUUUUCCCCAGCCUGAAUGAGCAGAACUCCUGAGUGAGCUCCAGGAAAGGCCUGAAGGAUGCUCUGACAGAGGAAAACACACCUGGGACAGGUAAACAAGCACAAAAAGCUGCUUCCACUGGGGAAAUCUUUGUGUGCAUUGUCCCACCAGGCCAUGUGCUGGAGCUGAGGCUGAAACAUUUAGCAAGACUUAAAAAUGUAAAAAAAAAUAUUUGUUGUGAUGAACAUUUCCGAGGAAUAUGAAGUCAGGAAAGGAYGGGAGGCUGGGACAGAUGCAGAGUUGUGUCAUUGAUGUUUUCCUCUGAAGGACUUGGCUCUGACCACUGCUACACACAAGACACUSAGCUCGUAGGUUCUAGAAUCCUGUUUUGCUAGUURAAAAAUGAGGSUGUUUGGGUAUUUUUUU